This is a messenger RNA of Oryzias latipes (Japanese medaka), 3644 nucleotides long. It is a transcript of the gene nr1d4a, whose product is annotated as nuclear receptor subfamily 1, group D, member 4a. Gene Ontology annotation, molecular function: nuclear receptor activity; RNA polymerase II cis-regulatory region sequence-specific DNA binding; zinc ion binding. NCBI's taxonomy places the organism in Eukaryota, Metazoa, Chordata, Actinopteri, Beloniformes, Adrianichthyidae. The record is from RefSeq and is a predicted model, not a curated record. Gene Ontology annotation, biological process: cell differentiation; hormone-mediated signaling pathway; positive regulation of transcription by RNA polymerase II.
UAUCAGUAGGGCAGCGCUCUUCCCGGCACAUGCAGCGCGCACAUGCAGCGUGGCUUUACAGAACGCAUACCACAGUCGAAUAAGCGCAUCAAAGUCCCCCCAGCUCCAGAUCCUCGCCAAUGAAAACGCACAAAGGCGUGAAGGAGAAAGGGGGACAGAAAAAGACUCCGUGAGAUACAAAGAGAGAGCCGAAUCCCACACAUACAGACACAACAGAAGUUGGGGCAGGCGGAGAGGCUGUCACAUUUCCUACUCACCUACAAACGUGAUUGAUGUGGGUGUUUGUAUCAGUGGGUGUGUAUGUCAUGCUUGCCACUCUCUCACUGCGCCUGGAUGUGCUGACUCCUCUUUCUUGGAAUUCAUGAACAUCGCCUAAUCUUCGCUCGUGCAACAACACGCGUGCUCGACCCUGGUGAUGCAGUAUCCAGAGCGCAGAAGGCACUCAGAUACCUUUGAGGAGAACAACCAGUAAGAUCUCCACCUGUGAGAGAACUCUCAGGUUACCACAGUCUACUGGAGGAGCCUGACGCGCACUGGACGCAUUUUUCCAACGUUUUAUGGAACAGGGGUUGUCGGCAAAGAUCAUUUCUGAUUUUCUCUACUGAACUCCCAAGACUUUUACUUAGUUUUUCUGAAGUCAUCCUUCAAGGUUCAUCCAAAUAUCAAACUCCAAAAAGCGAAAUGGAUAACAGUCCUGGCGGAGGUGGGGUCAUCCUGUAUGCUGGGUCUUCUGGCAGUGCAAGUCCAAGCCCUGGCAGCCCCUCCAGUGGGUACCAGACCCAGUCGCCCUCCUCGCACUCCCAACCCUCAUCUCCAGAAGAGGUUACCUUUACAGAGAUUGGCGCCCUGAAAAAGGGCAGGACAUCUGGAUGCAACACUCCUUCUUCCAAACUGGUGUUCCAGUUUCCGGAGGUCUACAGCAGUCCUUCAGCAGCAACUACUCCGCAGCAUUCCUAUGCACACCCCAUCGCAGCAAAGAAGCCCUGCGGCUUUGCGGGAACUUUCACAAAGACAGGAGGAAUGGUCCUGCUUUGCAAGGUCUGUGGUGACAUUGCAUCUGGUUUCCACUAUGGAGUGCAUGCCUGUGAGGGCUGCAAGGGCUUUUUCCGCCGCAGCAUCCAGCAGAACAUAAACUACAAGAUGUGUGUGAAGAAUGAGAACUGUUUGAUUAUGCGGAUGAACCGUAACCGGUGCCAGCACUGCCGUUUCAAGAAAUGCUUGGCUGUUGGAAUGUCAAGAGAUGCUGUGCGUUUCGGUCGCAUUCCUAAAAGAGAGAAGCAGCGUCUCCUGGAUGAGAUGCAAAGCUACUUGAACAGCCUGAAUGAGUCCGCUGCCAUGGACGUGGAGUCACCAGUGAGGGACAGCCCCACCAGCACAGAUGAUUGCAACUCAAAAGAGGCCAUUGGGGCCAUCUCCAGAGCCUACCACGACAUCUUUACGAGCAGCAGCAGCAUCUGCGAGAGAUCAACCAGCACAACCAACAUCAGCACAAACAAAAACAACAACACAAAUUCUUUUUCUCAGGAUGGCAAUUUUGCCCAAGUCUCAUGUAAUCCCACUCCUGCUCAUGAUUACUGCCCUGUUGCCCGUGCAAGCACAUGCUCCACUGCCUCUCAGGACAACCAACCAGUGAGUCAGAAUGUGGACAACAACCACUAUUCGUAUUCAGCGUCAACACAUCAGAAUCAUGGCCAGGCCAACUACAUGGUACAUCAAAGGGGAAGUUCCAUAGAUAAUAGUUAUGCGAAUACAGGAAACAUCCAGAACCAUCCAUCCUGCCCAUGGAAGUUGCCUCCAGGAGCUAAAGUCCUGGCCUGUCCUCUCAAUGCGUGCCCUGUAUCAGGAGCAGAGCGUACCAGCCAGGAGAUUUGGGAGUCCUUCUCCCAGUGCUUCACCCCAGCUGUCAAGGAAGUGGUGGAGUUUGCUAAAGGCAUCCCUGGUUUCCAAGAACUUAGCCAACAGGACCAAGUUUUGCUGCUCAAGUCUGGCACCUUCCAGGUUCUCAUGGUGAGGUUUUGCACGUUGUUCAACGCUCAAGAGCGCACUGUAACCUUCUUGAACGGCCAAACUUACCCUCUGUCCACCUUACGGGCUUUGGGUAUGGGUUCCCUCCUAGAUGCUAUGUUUGAAUUUAGUGAGAAGUUGGGUUCCCUGGGGCUGGAGCCUGAUGAGAUGGCCCUCUUCAUGGCAGUGGUGCUGGUGUCUGCAGACCGCUCUGGAAUCUCAGACAUGGAAGCUGUGGAGCAGCUGCAGGAGGGUCUGAUCCGAGCUCUCAGGUCACUCAUCACCCGUCGUCGUCCAGAUGACUCUGCCAUCUUCCCCAAACUCCUCCUUCGCUUGCCAGACCUGCGAACCCUAAACAACCUGCACUCUGACAAACUGUUGGCUUUUCGCAUAGAUCCAUGAAGAGUGAGGUCAUCCAUGGAAAGCAUUCAAGCAAACUGCGCACUGAUGAGACUUUAUCUUCAAAGAGCAGGACUUCCUUUAACAUUGAUGAACAAGGACUUGUGCAAUCAAAGGAUUCGUUUUUGAGAGGGAAAAUCAAAGGAACUGAAGAUCUUUUUGACUUAUGUUCGUCAUAUGUUGUUUUGAAGAAACAAUAAGUAGAAAAUACUCAGUAAAACUCAUGCACAUUUAUAAACCUCAGCACUUCCUGCAAGACAUCAAGCGCACACCAUGUUUCUGAAGAAAUUGACAUUUCCAGCUAACAAACUGUUCAUUUGCUUACCUCAUGGAAUUAAAUGUAAACAAAAUCAAAGUUAAAUAAAAUCAAGUGAAAAUCUAUAUAUUCCAUAAAAAAUUCAUUAUCAUCCCAAUUUGAUGCUGUAAGCAGGUCAUGGAGAAACAUUACUUUGGGACCAUUCAUGAUAACAACGUCAACUUCUUUUGAAGAAAAAGGGAACCUGUAUAUAAUAAGUAGUGAAAUAUUAAGCCACUUAAUGUGUCACAAUCAUACCAUCUCCAUUGGGACAAGAGCUAGACUGGUAUUUUAUCGUGUCAGGGUGUGUUCAGUCACUCAUUCAUUUUAUAAUGGUACUACCAACAUUCGAUGUACCUGGUUUUAAUAUAACAACUUCACAAAUCAGUGGCAACUUUCUAAUUCAUGAAAACAUUGUGCGUGUGUUACUGUAUUGUGUCUCCUUUGGAUUAACGGCAUGCACUUAUUUAAGGGGGACUUUAAAGUUUAUUUUUUGUUGCUGUAAAUAUUAUUUUACCCAAAUGUCUAUGUAUGAUUUGCUGAAGAGAUUUAAUGGAUCAGACAUACUGUUUGAGUUUAGUAAAAUGAAGAAUGUACAGCCCUCUCUAUACUAGAGAGGGUCUGGCUAUGCCAAGGGGGUCUUUCCAUUACAGAAUGUGUAGUAGGGAUUUUCAGAUGGCUUAUAUACACACUUCUUGCAGUUAGAUAAAGUAACUGACCAGCAUAAUCCUUGAAAUCACCAGCACUUGGUUCACACACACCCUUCCUGAGCCCUCAAUGUUUGUCAUACAAACUCAAGAGAUAUCUUUCGGUGGGAGAUCGAUUGAAUUGGUGCUCUCACUGUAAGCUUGUUUGAUUGUUUUUGAUUGAGCACAUAUUGUACAUUUUGUAUUUUGUUCCUUCCUAAUUGAAAUAAUAUAACAAUAUAAAGGCAAAAUGAAAAAUU